AUGGACUCCAUCCGCAACUCCGCCGUCAAACUGGCCGAGACAUACUUUUGUGAUGACCUGCCCCUGAAUGGUGUCAACUGGACCACGAUCAAGAGCCACCCUGCUCUGAGCCGCACUGAUCGGAUCUUCCCUCUCCCCGUCUCCAACUCCGCAACCGCCAAACACAUGCGAAUAGCCACUUUCCUCGCCAUUCUUGGAUAUGAGUUGCGCAAUGCCAUCUUCCAGCCCAUCUAUCUCCUACACAAAUCCUCCGAGCUAAAUGAAUUCCUCGACCAUCUGGCCGAAGAAAACGAAGAGGUCGAGGCUCACCUGCGCUCAGUACUCUUCCGGACACUUGCCGAGUACAGGAACAUCACUGAUUCCAUCAGCACCGAAUGCACCGAUUCCGUGGUUAGAUCCGUCGCAAGUUGCUUCGAAAGCCUUGUGCUGGAGGCCAAACGUCAGCCAUUUGUUUCCGAGUUGAAGACAUACUGUGCCAAGGCUUGCAAGGAGUGGGAGUACAUCCAGAGGCUUGAACGACGAGUGGAAUUUGAGACGGACCCAGAGGACGACGAUUUGAACAACAAGAAGUUUUGGCUGCCGCUCAGCGCCAAGUCUUCAUGCUCGCUCGAGACAUCUCCUUCAAAAUCACACGCCAAUGGCAGCAACAAGACUGCUUUGAAAGGGAUCCACAAGGGAGCAGCAUCGAGCGGGACGUCUUCUCCUCCUCUUCAUUCACCGGUCGAAGCCACAUAUUUUCUGGAUGUUUUUGUGGUCUGGCCAGCUGUAACGACCGAGCAGGUGAGGGACACGGCGAUAUUAUCUUCGGGGUACUUUGUUAGUGCCAGAGAGAUCACCGCCGCGAUGAUGGAGCAGAGGGAGCUGUCUGCUACAAAGGACCAGCAUAGGGUUGCCAGAGGUGGCAGGAGGAAGUCGAGGGCCAUGUCGGUUGCUGGUCAUUCCCUUGGGGAGAGUGGAAAUGCCACGGGUCGGUCUGUGUCUUUUUUAUCCGCACAAGUUGGAAAUGGGCCAAAGGGAAGCUGA
Molecule: messenger RNA, 1023 nt
Organism: Podospora anserina S mat+
Lineage: Eukaryota; Fungi; Ascomycota; Sordariomycetes; Sordariales; Podosporaceae
Exons: 1
Coding region: 1-1023 (340 amino acids)
Source: RefSeq, a predicted model, not a curated record